This is a messenger RNA of Glarea lozoyensis ATCC 20868, 4278 nucleotides long. RefSeq names its product TPR-like protein. Lineage: Eukaryota; Fungi; Ascomycota; Leotiomycetes; Helotiales; Helotiaceae. Bases 1 to 4278 code for a protein of 1425 amino acids. The record is from RefSeq and is a predicted model, not a curated record. Gene Ontology annotation, cellular component: Ski complex. Gene Ontology annotation, molecular function: protein binding. The transcript is spliced from 2 exons.
AUGUCCGCAAAAGCUGCGCUGAAGUCGAUUAUUACGGCCAUCAAAGCAGAAAAAUAUGAUGAUGCUAUCAAAGAUGCCGAAAAGUUGCUGGCCUCAGAUGCCAAGAAUUAUCAAGCUAACCUUCUUCUCGGGUUUGCGUUGAAUAAACAAGGCGACUAUGUACAGGCCGAGAAGGCAUACGAUGCGGCAACCAAGCUCAAGAGGGACGACCCCAAUCCGUGGCAAGGCUUAAUACAACUAUACGAGAGACAAGGCAGUCCGGCGGUAGGGAAAUAUCAGAUUGCGGCAUUGCAGCUGGCAGAGUUAUACCAGAAAACGGAAGAGAAACAUAAAUGUCAGGAUGUGGUGGAUAAAUUCCUUGGUUUCGCAAAGAGCCAGGGAACGCGACUUCAGCAUAAGAAAGCCCAAGAGAUAAUUCUGCCUGGAUCUCCGAUAUACGACUUUCUCGAAGGCAGAGUGCCGCGCCCUGGUUAUACAUAUCAGAUCAUGGCUCAGAUCACCGAGUUUGAUGAGAAAGAACGAAUCAAUAAAGAGAUUGGUGAGAGGCGAACCAGACUCGGUGCCAAAAUUGGCCAGGUAACAGCAGAAGUCAAGAGGGAAGUGCUCAAAGAUAGUGACUUGGAGGAUCUCUAUGAGCAGGUCAUUGACUGGGUCACUGAUGAUGAUCUUCGCCGACAAUACGAGGAAAAGCUCAUUGAGAGAUGCGUCGAAGCUCUAGAAGUUCUCCCGCCGGGAGAAGAGAAGAAUUCAAAACGAUCCAAGGCGCAGAAACUAGCCAGAGACAUGGUGAUCAUCAAACAUCCCUUCAAAUUAGCAUGGGAUAUUGCCUUAGAAUGGCAGGACACAGAAAAUAUCUCAGAUUUAGACCCAAAUGUGCUCCGUGAGUACUAUGAAUUCUUCCCUGCCAGCGGUCUGGGACAAGUUUUGAGGGCUUACAUGGGGUGUGAAAUAUCAUCCUUUCCAGCUCCCGCCCCGCGGACGACACCUGCUCCUCAAGAAACCACAGCAUCUGAUGAGAGUGAGGAUGACGACGACCAAGGAGGAGGGGUAUCAUUAGAUGAGCAGAUGCUUGCGGAGGAUAGGCUGAUUCUCAUGAGCGAGGGUAUCUCGGAGGCUGGAAAAUCAAUCUUGGCGCACAGACUAAUGGGUGAAUACUAUCAGUUCCUCGAAGAACAUGAAAGUGUUGUUGAGCUGAUGCGAAAUGCUCAACAUCUCGUGAAGACUGAAGGUGAGAAAACUGGUCUAUCAUUUGCUCAUUCUCUGCGGGCCAUUACAACACUCCUUGCUACUGGCCUUGUCUUCUAUCAAUCGCCAAAGAACCACCCUGCAGCUAAAUCUUUGUUCGACAAGCUUCUUGAGCAGAACCCGACUUUGACACCGGCGUUAAUCGGAAUUGGAUUGAUAUAUGAAGAAGAGGAGGAUUAUGCAGCGGCUGUUGACUUCCUCGGACGUGCACUUAAGAAAGAUCCUGAUAACGUUCGGAUCAGAGCCGAGGCCGCGUGGGUGAAGGCUCUCAGCGGUGACUACGUUGCCGGAAAAAGUGAUCUGGAGAGAUGUGUUCCGAAGAUCGAUGGAAAAGAUACGCGGUCAAAAGACCUCCUUGCCCAAUGCCAAUAUCGAUUGGGUGUUUGCAUAUGGAAUAUUGACUCUUCAAAGUCAGCGAGAAAAGACCGAAAUGGAGCCUACGCUUACUUUUUGGCUGCAUUAAAGAGCAAUCUCAAUUUCGCUCCGGCUUACACUAGCCUCGGAAUCUUUUAUGCGGAUUAUACAAACGAUAAGAAGAGGUCUAGGAAGUGUUUUCAAAAGGCGUUUGAACUUUCACCAUCCGAAGUCGAGGCAGCUGAGCGAUUAGCUCGCAUAUUCGCUGAGCAGAGCGACUGGGACCUCGUAGAAGUGGUAGCUCAGAGGGUGGUGGAAUCCGGAAAAGUUAGGCCGGCACCAGGAUCGAAGAAGAAAGGUAUCAGCUGGCCAUUUGCAGCUUUAGGUGUUGCGGAACUUAACAAACAAGACUAUUCGAAGAGUAUAGUGUCAUUCCAGUCCGCUCUUAGAAUAUCCCCAGACGAUUAUAACUCUUGGGUCGGUUUGGGAGAGAGUUACCACAAUUCCGGGCGAUACAUUGCGGCUACCAAAGCAUUUCAACAUGCCGAAAGGUUUGAAGAAGAAAUAACGAGGCAGAAAUCAGGAGAAACUUGGUUCGCAAAGCAUAUGCUCGCUAAUGUCAAGAGGGAACUUGGCGAAUACGAUGAAGCCAUCGAGGGAUACCAGAGUGUACUAGAAGAGCAUCCUACCGAAUUUGGGGUUUCCAUCGCCUUAAUCCAAGCCCUUGUCGAAAGCGCAUGGGAUGGUAUUGAAAAAGGUCUCUUCGGUUAUGCUGCAAAUCGCGCCUCGGAGACUAUCGACGCAGCUAUCAACCUUACGAAUACUGGCGCUGCCGACGCUUUCAAUCUGUGGAAAGCAGUUGGAGAUGCCUGCUCAAUAUUUUCUUGGGUCCAGGAUCGACUUCCUGAAUUUCCGUCAUCAAACGUUAAGUACCUCUUGAGACUUGAACCCGAACGGGAAGCCUACAAGUUAUUUGCAGAUGUUGACGGUGUGGACACCGAUGUAGUUCUUGCUGAUGGUAUCUUCGCCAAGGGUCACCAAAAAGGUGUUAAUCUUACUAGAUGCCUUCAUGGAGCUAUAUUGUCCCAUAAAAUAGCCGUCCAUUCCUCGGCACAAGAUAUCCAUGCCCAGGCUGUCGCCUAUUACAACCUGGGUUGGGCAGAACAUCGAGCCCACGUUUGUCUAGGCGAAAGUCUCAAGAAAAAGUCCAGCAAAUACCUCAAAGCUGCAGUCCGUUGUUUCAAGCGAGCCAUUGAGUUGGAAGCAGGAAACUCAGAAUUCUGGAAUGCACUUGGAGUUGUGACCAGCGUAUUGAACCCCAAAGUCGCUCAGCACUCUUUCGUACGAAGUUUAUUUUUAAACGAGCGCAGUCCUCACACGUGGACGAACCUGGGCACGCUGUAUCUUUUGCAAAACGAUAUGGGUCUUGCAAAUGAAGCUUUUACUCGAGCUCAGUCAAGUGAUCCUGAAUUUGCUCACGCCUGGGUUGGACAAGGUCUCUUGGCACUUUUGAUGACUGGUGAUGUCCGAGAGGCGAAUCUGCUAUUCACCCACGCCAUUGAAAUCUCGGAGUCAUCUUCCUUGAUCACAAAGCGACAGUAUUCGCAGUCAACAUUCGACCAGAUACUUGCUACAUCUUCUAUUGCAAGUGUUACAGACCUUGUUCAGCCUCUGUUCGCCUUAAAUCAGUUGCAGGCGAUGAUGCCUACUGAUUUGGCACAUUCUCAUCUAUCUACCCUCUUUUCUGAGCGAAUCAAUGACGUCGCAUCCACCGUCGAGAAUCUAUCAAAAAUCUGCUCUAUUGUCGAGGCGGAUUAUGAAGUCACUGAAUCACCUUCAUCACUUUCUAGAUUUGCCCUAGCAAAAGCAGACCUGGCGCGUUCACAACUCGCAGCAGGCGCAUACGCAGCCGCGAUUGAUAGUGGUGAAACCUCUCUCGAGUUAAGUGCCGAUGAUGCGGGUAACGAACUCACCGCUGAAGACCGCAAGAAGUGCAGAUUAUCAGCCCACUUGACUGUCGGGUUAGCACAUUACUACAACAAAUCUCAUGCUAAAGCUCUGGAACUUUUCAAACCUGCACUGGAAGAAUCCAACGGGAAUCCAGAUGCCGUAUGCCUUCUUGCACAGGUAUUAUGGGCAAAUGGAGACGAGCCUUCGAAAACGCAAGCUCGCGAUCUUCUCUUCGACUGCGUUGAAAGCCAUCCAAAUCAUGUACAAUCAGUCAUAUUACUAGGAGUCAUCGCCCUGCUUGAUCAAGACGAUGAAUCUCUUGAAGCAGUCUCCUCAACCCUCCAAGAGCUACGUGCAACUCAUUCCAUCACCGACUUAGAGAUAUCACAAGUCAGCGAAAUUCUACGCGCCACUGCCGCCUUGUCAUCCAAUGAUGACGCCGACCAAGCUGUCCUCGCGGAAAUCCAAACAGAUAUCCUCCUUCACCCAAACCAGCCCUAUGGCUGGAGUCGUCUCGCCGAACUCGCGGAGUCGGAUAAUGAAGUUGCUGAGACGGCAUUGGUCACAGCUGUCAAAGCGGUUCCUCCCCGUGGUCAACUUGAAGGCGCGGAUCUUGCGAGUGUGUUUGCCGGGACGGGGAAAGUUGGAGACGCACAGAAGGCAGUUAUGUUUGCGCCGUGGAGGAGAGAUGGGUGGGAUGUUCUUGGUGGGGUUUUGGAGGGGAAAUGA